GCUUGCCCCAGCCUUUCCGAACUUUAACACUGCUCUCUCUGCUGAUCAAACAAGCGGGGCCUACACUUUGCUUAACCCCGGGAUCUGGUCAUCGGCCUUUGACCAGGGGCUCCCUCCCCCAGCCCGGUCUCUGGAACCCACGUUCAGUUUGCUUCUGACCACACUAUUCUCCACUCGCCUGGCCCGUGGGACCCCAGAACCAUGACUUCGGCCAGACUUGGGGGCCGAACCACACCUGUGGCGACCAGGUGGCCCUAUCUUCUUUCCUGGCUGCUUGUGGGCUCCUGGGGCUGUGCUUACGGACACUGGAGUCCGGUGGAGGACAUCUGCACAGCCAAGCCACGUGACAUUCCUGUGAACCCCAUGUGCAUCUAUCGUGCCCCAGAGAAAAAGGCGGUGGAGGACGUGAUCCCUGAGCGGCGAGUCCCCGAGGCUACCAACCGUCGUGUCUGGGAGCUGUCCAAAGCCAAUUCCCGCUUUGCCACCACUUUCUACCAGCACCUGGCAGACUCCAAAAAUGACAAUGACAACAUCUUCCUGUCACCCCUAAGUAUCUCCACGGCCUUCGCCAUGACUAAGCUGGGAGCCUGCGACAAUACGCUCAAGCAGCUGAUGGAGGUUUUCAAGUUUGACACCAUCUCAGAAAAGACAUCAGACCAGAUCCACUUUUUCUUUGCCAAACUCAAUUGUCGCCUCUACCGGAAGGCUAAUAAGUCUUCUGAGCUAGUGGCGGCUAAUCGCCUCUUUGGGGACAAGUCCCUGGUCUUCAACGAGACCUACCAGGACAUCAGUGAAGUCGUGUAUGGAGCCAAGUUGCAGCCUCUGGACUUCAAGGAAAAUGCUGAGCAGGCCCGGCAGGUCAUCAACAGCUGGAUCUCCAACAAGACAGAAGGUCGUAUCACGAAUGUUAUCCCCCCUGACGCAAUCAAUGAGCUUACGGUCCUGGUGCUAGUCAACACCAUUUACUUUAAGGGCCUGUGGAAGUCCAAGUUUAGCCCCGAGAACACGCGGCAGGAGCAGUUCUACAGGGCUGACCACCAGACUUGCCUCGCCUCCAUGAUGUACCAGGAAGGCAAGUUUCGCUACCGGCGCGUGGCCGAGGGCACCCAGGUGCUGGAGUUACCAUUCAAGGGUGACGACAUCACCAUGGUGCUCGUCCUGCCCAAGCCGGAGAAGGGCCUGGACAAGGUGGAGCGUGAGCUGAGCCCGGAGCUGCUGCAGGAGUGGCUGGACGAGAUGGCUGAGAGCCUGCUGGCCGUGCAUGUGCCCCGUUUCCGCAUCGAGGACAGCUUUAGCCUCAAGGAGCAUCUGCAGGACAUGGGGCUGGUGGACCUCUUCAGCCCUGAGAGCUCCAGGCUGCCCGGUAUUGUUGCAGGGGGCCGCAGUGACCUCUAUGUGACUGACGCAUACCACAAGGCAUUUCUUGAGGUAAACGAGGAAGGCAGCGAAGCUGCAGCGAGCACUGUGAUCAGCAUUGCUGGCCGCUCCCUGAACCCCACCAGGGUGACCUUCAAGGCCAACAGGCCCUUCCUGGUUUUUAUCAGGGAGGUUGCCCUGAACACCAUCGUCUUCAUGGGCAGGGUCGCCAACCCUUGUGUCAGCUGAUGUGAUGUUCCCUUCUCUGAUAUGGGUGUGUGAGUGGACUUGACAAUAAACAACUGUGUCUGA
Molecule: messenger RNA, 1668 nt
Organism: Suncus etruscus (white-toothed pygmy shrew)
Lineage: Eukaryota; Metazoa; Chordata; Mammalia; Eulipotyphla; Soricidae
Gene: SERPINC1
Product: serpin family C member 1
Exons: 7
Coding region: 202-1605 (467 amino acids)
Biological process (GO): regulation of blood coagulation
Molecular function (GO): serine-type endopeptidase inhibitor activity
Source: RefSeq, a predicted model, not a curated record